UUAACAGCUACCCAUAGAAGAUUUAAAUAGCCUUGUCCAGCCAUCAUUAACAGUCACACUGACAGCCACAGUGCCAGAGUCUACGGAGAACAUUCUUUUGAAAGGAUUCUCUUCUUUUGGUAUGGAAAAUGAAAGAAUUGAAACGGCGCAGCAGUUCUUCUCGUGGUUUGAUCAACUUCAUACACAGAUGGAUCAAGAUGAGGAGACCAAAUACCAGCUGGCCAGGGCAGCUUAUUCUGGAUUCGAAGAGCAGUGUGAUGCCAUACUGAAUGAUGUGAAUUGUGCUCUCCAGCACCUUAAGUCACUGCAGGAACAAUACCUCUUUGUCUCAACCAAAACAGGAACCCUGCACGAAGCCUGCGAGCAGCUGCUAAAAGAGCAGUCGGAGCUCGUGGACCUGGCAGAAAAUGUCCAUCAGAAACUGUCCUAUUUCAUUGAACUGGAAAAUAUUAAUACAAAACUGAAUUCACCUACGCUGUCUGUCAGUAGUGAAAGUUUCAUCCCGAUGCUGAACAAGCUGGAUGACUGCAUAGCCUACGUUUCCUCCCAUCCAAAUUUUAGGGACUACUCUGUAUAUUUGGCAAAGUGCAACCAGUGUCUUUCUAAAGCGGUGCAUCUUAUGAAAACAUACACGGUGAACACCCUGCAGGGCCUCACAAAUCAGUUGAUGAAAAGG
Thamnophis sirtalis is the source of this 676-nucleotide messenger RNA. The record is from RefSeq and is a predicted model, not a curated record. Lineage: Eukaryota; Metazoa; Chordata; Lepidosauria; Squamata; Natricidae.